GGGUAAAAGGCUAAAAGCAAUCAAUUCAUACCCACCAACUCCAAAAGAGCUGAUAUCUGGCUGAUGGAACAUGGGGGAGAGCUGUGAAUAGCUGACAAGAUGCAUAAUCCCAUCAAUGAGGAAAAAGGGGACAACUAUUUGAAAAAGACUUCACAUUCUGAUAAAAUGCCUUCCUGACAGAAACAUGCAUGAAAACUGCACUGCGACCACAGCAGCCUACAAUGACUCAGUCACCACCCAAAACACGAGCACGAUUCUUCAGUGUGAUCAGCCUGGAAGGGCAGCCUACCCUCUCUUCAUACUGAUCUACAGCAUACUGUUUCUGGUUGGCCUAAUACUCAACAGCGUCAUUUUGUGGUUUCACUGCUGCCGACCACAAAGAAAUGUCUCCAGAAGCUUGAUGAUAUUCUUGAAGAAUCUGACAGCAGCUGAUUUGCUGCUUUGUCUCAGCCUCCCGCUGCGUAUCAUUCACUAUGCAACCAGCUCUGUCACCAUCCACCUGAUUUACUGCAGUUUCGGAGCCUCCAUGCUUUUUCUCAAUAUGUACGGCAGCAUCUUCUUUAUGGGAUACAUAGCUUUGAACAGGUAUCUGAAGGUGGUCCAUCCUUUAAGAACCUGCUUCCUGCUGACGGUACGUGCUGCAUGCAUAACAUCCACCACCACCUGGCUCCUUCUCCUGGCCGCGGUGAUGGCAUAUUUCAUCCCGCUACUGAAAACCUACCAGCGUGUGAAGUCUGCUGAUUGCAGCUGCGAGGAACUGCACAGUCAGAGUGUCAAGUUGGUCUACAAAGCUGUCCACCUCUGUGCUUUAGUCACCUUCCUGUUGGUGUUCCUGUCAAUGCUGUUCUCCUACUACAGUGUCUACCAUAAGGUGCUGCAGGCUCAGCAGAGACAGCCUUACUGCUCAAGCUCCAAGAAGCUUCUGAGAUCUAGAAGAAAAAUGUUAAUGUUGAUAUGCAUCUUUUGCAUUUCCUUCAUUCCUUAUCACAUCGUUCGACUUCCGUUUGCUUUUCAGCAGGAGAGCAACUUGGCCCAGUCAUUCUACUACCCACUGCAGUUAACAACUAUGGUGUCUGUUCUUAAUGUCUGUCUGGACCCGCUUGUUUAUUACAUCUUCAGCAAAGAUUUUCGGGACCAUCUAAGGCUGAGGCUAAGGAAUUCUAGAAUCAUCUCUCACAAGAUGAAUGAGGACAGGAGGAGAAGUGAACACCAGCAGAGGACAAAGGACAUCAAAGAGGAGGUGUCCUUUAGUACAACUUCAAGAUUAGGAGGGAAUUUAGACUCAGAAAACUGAUGCAAAAAUCAUAAAACUGUGCCACAUUUGGUUAUUUAAUCAUGAUCCAAAGUAAAGAUUCUUAUAUCAUACUAUAUAUCAUAUUAAACGUUUCUUUACAUUUGUUUUCUCUAAAAAUUCUGUUUUUCAUUCACAUUGUAUUCAAAGAAACUGCAUUUUUCCUGUCCAGUUUCCAGUAAUAUCAUUUGUAACAGUUAUACCAUAGCUCCAUCUGAAUAUGGCUAAUUGUAGCUCCUAUCACCUUCCUCCCCAUUUCAUGGGUCAACAGUAAGAACACUAUCAAGGUAGGAAUGAACAGCCUUUAGCCUCAUGGAUGUCUUUAUGGACAUUGAUGAUACUGGUCAAAUUAGAACUACAGCCUUCUGGAAAAGAACUAAAAAAAA
Molecule: messenger RNA, 1677 nt
Organism: Cyprinodon tularosa
Lineage: Eukaryota; Metazoa; Chordata; Actinopteri; Cyprinodontiformes; Cyprinodontidae
Product: P2Y purinoceptor 14-like
Exons: 4
Coding region: 185-1294 (369 amino acids)
Biological process (GO): G protein-coupled receptor signaling pathway
Cellular component (GO): membrane
Molecular function (GO): G protein-coupled purinergic nucleotide receptor activity
Source: RefSeq, a predicted model, not a curated record